Messenger RNA from Coccidioides immitis RS, 1501 nucleotides. RefSeq lists its product as uncharacterized. Bases 223 to 1464 code for a protein of 413 amino acids. NCBI's taxonomy places the organism in Eukaryota, Fungi, Ascomycota, Eurotiomycetes, Onygenales, Onygenaceae. The record is from RefSeq and is a predicted model, not a curated record. The transcript is spliced from 6 exons.
CUCUACUUCGUAUUGCGUGAAUGCAAAUUCCAAGAUGAGACUACAAGGGGUGGAAACAGAGCAUAUGAAAAUCUGUUGUUGAUCAAAGACUUUCAGAAUUUUGCUCCUGACUCCUUUGCGGAUGGAAGGCCACAUCAUCACCUUUUUUCAAUUCACGUCGACCACGCCGAGUAUUGUGUAAGAUGCGCUGAACAUCUCAUUUUGCAUGAUUAUUCGCUUGUGAUGUUGGCCAGGAGCCCACCGCCGGAUCCAGCGGCGCAGGCUGCCGCUGAAGAGGCUUUCCGCAAGUCAACCAUCGAGAUAUGGACGCUCUUUGCGAUUGGAGUUUCCGCAACGGUUCUUAGGACUUCUGCCCGAGUGAGCGCUGUGGGUUUCAGGAAUCUUCGUCCCGACGACUACCUGGUGUGGGUUGGCGUUAUACUCUACGCAUGUCAAUCGGCUCUCGGGUAUAGCAUAGGCAAUUCUGCUAAGGGCCUCGCAAACAAUAGCCUGACGGACGCUGAAAGGGCUGCACUGUCCAUCAAUGAUCCAGAGUACCAAUUCAGGGUGAUUGGCUCCAAAAUACAGGUAGCCGGAUGGACGGUAUAUUCGGGCUUGAUCUCGGCUCUUAAGUUGUCGGUGCUCUCGUUCUACAUUCGACUUACGGAGGGCCUUGGCCGACGCUAUCGUAUUCAGAUUCAAAUCGGAUUCGCUCUUGUAAUCGGAACUUUUUUUGGCGCUAUAAUAACAAUCUUCACAGCUUGCCGGCCAUUCCACAGAUACUGGCAGAUUUACCCAGAUCCUGGCAACUUCUGUCAGGCCGGAGUGUCCAAGCCAAUCAUAUGGAUCUCAUUUGCGGCAAAUGUAUUGACUGACAUCUAUUUGAUAUUAAUCCCUCUUCCCAUGCUUUGGAGAUCUAGGUUGAGGAUGAUUAAGAAAAUAGCGUCGAGUAUUGUCCUCGGAGCUGGUGUGUUUGUUCUCGUCUGCGCGACUCUAAAGAGUGUUUUUGUCUUAGUCGACCCCGUCAAUGGCCCCCAGCUUGCCGGCACAUGGGGCGUCCGUGAAGCCUUCGUUGCAGUGAUGACGACCAAUCUCCCGAUGAUAUUCCCCGUCAUCCGCUCCUUGCUGACCCCGCUAUUCGGCAAGGCCCUGGCAUCGACUCAGAAGAAGUCCUACAAAUCACCAGCCGGCGUCCAGACCAUUGGCGGCGGCGGCGGUGGUUCUUCUUACAGCCGGAAUCGUCAUCGCCGUGAACCUCCAGAUACGCUCACCACCGGCUUAACACUCAACGGGAGUGAGGAACGAAUCGUGGAAUGCAACAUUAAGAUGCAGGAGUUAGAGACGUUUGCGGCGCCGGCGUCUGUGUCUGCUGAACUCCCUUCGAGGGGCAUCUUGGUCUCCAACUCAGUUGAGGUCCUGCACGAGGACAGAAGAAGCAGCCACAACGGCGAACAUCGUGUGGAGCGUGUCCGUGAAGCUUGGUGACCACCUUGCUUCAAAUGAGCUAUGAUGUCGAACGUGU